Molecule: messenger RNA, 3376 nt
Organism: Stegodyphus dumicola
Lineage: Eukaryota; Metazoa; Arthropoda; Arachnida; Araneae; Eresidae
Product: chorion peroxidase-like
Biological process (GO): response to oxidative stress
Molecular function (GO): peroxidase activity; heme binding
Source: RefSeq, a predicted model, not a curated record
GGCACUCACUAAAGGCCUCGAUUCAUAAAGUCUCGCAUAAAACUAGGCUAACAGGUGGAGCGGUUUUUCAUUGUAUAUAAAGCUUCCCGGUGCUGAUACCCGCUGUUUGUCGGUCGAGAAGCAGCGCUGAGGACGAAGAAAUUUAUAUCUGUUGAUUGCUUUAUAUGCACGUGCAGCGCCUACCCUCUUUGGAAAUCGGACUUACUUUAAAAUGUUGAGAUACCUGAUGGUUACGGCAACGCUGCUGACCAUCGGUCAGCCAGUAUCGUAUUCCAACCCGCGACCAACGCCUCUAAAUCCAAGUUAUUCUGCUGACUGUGCCCUCAUUGUUAUGUCUGAACACAAACGACGAUCAGAUACUUCACUAAAGGAAAUCCGAUAUUUUGCCAAUUUUAUUCCUAGCUUGAAAUCAUCGACAGUAGGAGAUUAUGGAGACAUUUGCAUCACGUAUGAAGACAUAAACCAAGCAACUUACGAGGCUAAAAGUAAAAUAGGUGAAGUGCCAAAGGAAAUCUAUGAAUUAUCUUCAGUUUAUCCAGAGUAUGAACAUAUAGCAGUAUCAGCUGAAAUCAUUCAAGAAACAACUAGAAUACUUUCUCAACGAUUCUCACUUUCACGAGAUACCAUCAUACAUGCCCUGCCACGCAUCGAUACCAGUAAAACGGCCAUCAAAGAAAUAUGUCCUACAUUCCUGAAACCCGUCAAGUGUGAGUUGUCGCGGUACAGAACGCUGACUGGCAUGUGCAACAACCUGGAACAUCCCUCUUGGGGAAGUGCCCGAUCUGCUAUGGUCAGGUACUUACCUCCGGAAUACGCUGAUGCAAUAUCUGAGCCACGAAAAUCAGUCGACGGCAGUGACCUCCCAAGCGCUCGUAUUGUCAGUUUCAUGAUGCAUCACGAUGUGAGUGAACAUCAUUCGCAUAUCAAUAUCCUUUUAGUGUUCUGGGGCCAAAUGGUUGAUCAUGAUAUGACCUUGGCAGCACAAACAGUAGAUCAUGAUAAACAGGACAUUGAAUGCUGCAAAUUCCCACCAGAGCACCAACAUCCCAACUGCAUGAAUAUCCAGGUACCACACGAUGAUCCUUUUUAUAAAUAUUUCAAGCGCCAGUGCUUAGAUUUCGCCCGGAUAUAUCCUGGACCCAAACCAGGAUGCAAAUUAGGACCUCGUUUCCAGAUUAAUACCAUAUCUUCAUACAUUGACGCCAAUUUCGUAUAUGGCAGCAACCAAGAUGUGGCUAGCAGAUUGAGAGAAUUCCAUGGAGGUCGGCUCAAAACUAAUCAGAUGUAUGCAGAGCUUGGACUCAAAGAUUUAUUGCCAAUGAAGAUGGUAGAAAAAGACGUUGGAUGCAUGUCCAGACCUAGAAACGUGUAUUGUUUUGACGCUGGUGAUGAAAGAGUAAAUGAACAACUCAUGUUAACUGUGAUGCAUACAUUAUGGAUGAGAGAACACAACCGAGUAGCUGACACACUGGCUCACAUCAACCCUCACUGGGAUGACGAGACAAUAUAUCAGGAAGCAAGGCAUAUUGUAGCGGCAGAAAUUCAACACAUUACAUACAAUGAAUUUCUUCCUAUGGUAGUGGGACGAGACAUCGUUGCCAAGUACAAGCUCGAACCUUUUAAACAUGGCUAUUAUGAUGGAUACAGUCCGAAAGUUAAUGCAGGAAUACGAGCUGCCUUCCAGUCCGCCGCAUUUAGAUUCGGACACAGCCUUUUGCCAGAUGUCAUAGAAAGAUACAAUAAAUUCCACGAAAAAAUUGAUUCCAUACGAGUUUCAACUGUCCUCCGGCAGCCCUACAAUCUUUAUAAACCAGGAAUAGUGGACUCCUUUAUCCAUGGACUUAUAAAUCAGAAAGCCAAUGCUAUGGACCCUGAAGUUACAACAGAAGUAACUAAUCAUUUGUUUGAGAAGCCAGGGGAUGGAUUUGGUAUGGAUUUAGCAGCCAUGAACGUUCAGCGAGCCAGAGAACAUGGAGUCCCUGGCUACAAUAAAUAUAGAGAAUACUGUGGUAUGCCCAGAUCACGUAACUUUUGGGAUUUGAUAGGUGUUUUACCCAAUAAAACUGUUCAUCGUUAUUCACAGAUAUAUAGACAUGUGGAUGAUAUCGAUUUAUGGAGUGCAGCGAUAUCUGAAUAUCCAUUACCUGGAGCUAUACUCGGACCUACGUUAUCAUGCCUUAUAGCUGAGCAAUUCGCUAACCUCCGAAGAGGCGAUAGGUUUUGGUACGAAAACCCCGGUUGGCCAUCUUCCUUCACUCCAGAGCAAUUAACAGAACUGAGAAAAGUAAAAGUAGGUCGAAUAGUCUGUGAUAAUUCGGAUGAUACUAUUACGGUUCCUUUGAACACAUUUAUGCAAGGAGAUCACGUUCGCAACCCAUUUGUGGAAUGCAACAGCCACCAUUUCCCGCAUAUGGAUCUGACUAAAUGGCAAGAUACUAGCUACGACAAGAAAUAAGUUUGAAUUGUAAUAGUGACAUAAUUCCUAUUCUCGUUACUUCUAUUGUUCAACUCAAGUUUUGUGUUGCGCAUAGUAAGGACAAACACUAAUUGUAUAUAGAUUUAUUUAAUUUCUUCUGGAUGAGAGGUAUUUACACCUCAAGCCAAGACUCUCCAGUGGUAUCUAGAGAAAUAAGCGAAAUUCUGCUGUUUGAAAUGUUGAAACGUCAUCAAAAUGAAUGUGAAUAAACAUGCUUUAGUCCUAUUCAGCUUGAGAAGGAGCAGAUAUAGAUACUAAUUUUAUUACGGUAAUAAUACACUAGUUAUAAUUACUUCCUCCUAAUUCCAUAUAAUGGAGCGACGCAAGAAAAUACUUAGCUGAAAAACUUGUAGCUACAUUUUUAUCGCACUAAAGCUUUUAAACAGGACUUCUGAAAUUUUAUAGACCAUAAAUAAUUGGUAAACGUUUGAAUCAGUUAUCUUUCCAUCCUUCACGAUAAAAUUCACAGAUUAUCAUACUAAAAAAUUUGCAGCACAUGUAAAAGAAAAUUUAAAUAUAAGUAUAUAUUUCGGUUAUUACAAAAUAUUAUAAACAGUAACAGUGUGUGUGUACCACAGCAGUAAUUGAUCUUUGUAAAAAGCAAUGAUGCAGACAAAAGAAAUCGUGCCCAGAAAUUGCCAUAAUGGUAUUACGGAACUCCAUUAUCUGAGUUUUUCUUGUGAUUGAAAUUCCAAGAGAAAUAAUAAUGUGAAAAUAUCUUCUUAUCUAGAAAAGAUAAUCUCAUGAGUCGGAUAUCAGCAGCCCACAACACAGCUGUGCCAUAAUGGCCACCUUUGGGGGUCAGAAGAAAUGCCAUCUAAAAGCUUCGAAGAACAAUAACUUCUUCAGUAAACAAUGUAAUAAAUGAAAUGUACAAAUAAAAAAUUUUCUAUAUAUAAA